Molecule: messenger RNA, 963 nt
Organism: Exophiala spinifera
Lineage: Eukaryota; Fungi; Ascomycota; Eurotiomycetes; Chaetothyriales; Herpotrichiellaceae
Exons: 2
Coding region: 1-963 (320 amino acids)
Source: RefSeq, a predicted model, not a curated record
AUGGAAGCAGCCAAAGCAGCCGUUCAGAAGAUCACUGGCCACCGGGGUCAACACACCACGGUCGAAGAGACCGUCAACCCAGCGGUUACUCGAGAAACCAUCAAACCACAUCGUCACGAAGAGGCUACUGAAGCCGUUGACCGUGAAGUUCAUCAGCACCACUACCACACGACCGUGCAACCACUUCAGCACCAGGAAAAGUUGCCUGAGAAGCACACCCACAACAUCCUCCCUACCGAAGAACGAGAGUUCCACCAUGACAACCCCAAAGACACCGAGAUGAAGCUCAGCUCAGAGCUGGGUCACUUCAAAGACCACAGGACCACUGAACAGGUCCGUCAGACGCAAUCUGUAGCUCCAUCCGUCACUGGCGAGCAUGUUCACCACCACGUCCAUGAGACUGUGGUCCCGGUAGUCCACAAGGAGACAAUUCAACCAGAAGUGGUCCACACCACGAUUCCUGUACAUGAAACUCACUAUGCCGCCGCCCAACAUCACGGCUUGUCCGCCUUGCCCAUGAAGACCCUUGAUGAGUUCAAGAAUGCUGGUGGUGUCCUCACUGGGGGUAAGCACAGCGCUCACGAAGAAUACGAGGGUGCUCCUCGCAAGUACAACGAGAAGCUCUCCACCACACUUGACAAGCUUGGCCUCGAAGCCAAAGAGGCAGUGGGUGGUCAUCACAAUAGUAGCAUGAGCAACAGUCACACUGGCACCAGUGUUGGUAACGAUGCAAUCCCUCGCAAUCGUGCUGAAGCUGCUGGAACUACUGGCAACGAUGUCGGUGGUGGUCUUGCUGACAAGUCGAAUCUCCGUAAGGAUUCCGGGGUUGGUGGUUUGGGCAAUGGAAAUGACCUACACAGGAAGGAAGUUGGCAGCAACACUCACACCAAGCCCAGUCUGAAAGAACGACUGGACCCUCGCGUUGACGCUGACGGCGAUGGCAAGCGUGGCUUCGCAGACUGA